AGAAGAAUUUGUCAACAUGUCGGACAAUGAAGACUUAUUAGGCGAUGAUUUAGGGGAUCACAGCCUCGCAGAUUACAAUUUAGGCAAUGAGGAAGAAGAACAGCUUUUGGCUGAUGAUUAUGAAACCAGCUCUUCACAAAAUGUUCCUACAUCUAUUGGCCCUAGUUAUGGCAAUGUAGAUAUGGUUUCUACUGACUAUUCUAGCCAUACUAUUCAAUAUAAUACUUCGAUUGCAGAGACAGAGUGUGUGGUCCCCAACAUAACAGUGGAGGUUCCUAACACUCGACUUCCAGACCAUUCUACUUAUGCUCCAUAUGAACCUCCAGUAUAUGAACCUGAAAAUGCUGUGGUGCCACCUGCCAUUCCUGCUGCUCCACUGGAAUCACCACAGAUAGUACCUACAGAUGUGCCAGUACCUGUAUCCAAUGGUGAGGGCAGUGCUUCCCGUGCAAGAUUCCGGAACGAACGUACAGCGGGCGCUGCACAUCGUGCACCACUCGUCAGAGACAUACCUGAUACACUAGAUAAGGUGUUGAUACCUCGCGGAGGAGGAUUCGUGGGUCGAGGACGGUCGAGCUGGCGCAAUCCACACUACCAGCCUCGAUACAAUCAUCCUUAUAGGCGAAACAACAUGCCAAGGGGUAACUUCAACCAGCGGCAGACGUUUCCUCCACCGCAAAUGCGACCUAGUCCCCCGCACAUUCGACCAGAGCUACAUCCAGAGAUACGGCAAAAUAUUCGUCCCGAAUUCAGGCCGGAUAUGCGUCCUGAAAUACGGCCCGUUAUCCGACCAGAAAUCAGAUCCGAACUUCAUCCAGAUAUUAGGCCUGAUAUGAGACUAGAUAUUCGACCCGAUAUGCGACCAGAAAUGCGACCGGAUAUACGACCUGAUAUUAUUAGACCAGACAUGCGAAUGGAUAUGCGACCUGAUGUUCGUCCGGAUAUGCGACCAGAUAUGCAUUCCGAAGUCCAACUGCACCCGGAAAUGCGUCCGGAUAUUCGACCGGACCGCCCAGAUAUUCGUCUAGAGCCGAUGCAGCAGAUGCCUCCAAGAAUGGGUCCAGAGAUUUCUCCAGAACGACCGAUGCUAUCAGAAAUGCAGUUUCGACCAGAGAGCCGAUUCGGACCUACGGGACCAAGGCCAAACUUCAGGCCGAAUAUUGACGAAAGACCAUUCGGACCUCGUCCUCCGUAUCACUACCCUCGAGCUUCAGCUCCUGGAUUUGAACAUCGAGCUUUCGGUCCUCCUAUAAGAGAGAUAGUCCCGAAUGAUGUCAGCCAUAUGCCUCAAGUAACUAUAAGGCAGCAAUUACCGAUGUCAAAAAUGGAGAAAUUCGGUCCCGGGCCGAAACCCAGGGAACAGGAGGUGAUAAUGUUACCAGUUCAGCUGCCCCCAAAUCUGCCGCCUGGAGGAUUAGCCGGCAAGAAAGUGUUGAUCAAUCCACAUUUUAAAGGAAACUUCCAGCCACCUGUCGAAGGGUUGCCAACGUACAUACCUACAAGGAUACAAAAAAGCCCGCCUCUCAGCCCUACUCUGGAAAACAAAUUCGGGCCUGUGAAAGAUAUUGAUGAUGCAGCAGAGAGGUUUAUAGCAGAACAAAGAAACGCUCUCGCCAGAGCUGCCAACAGAAAGAUACCACCACAGAGGUACAUAGAGAACACUACUAUAGAGAUAGAAAAUGACCUGAUGGGGAGUCGAAGGUCAGACAGUGACUUGGAAUUGCUGCGGCGACAAGAAGAGUUCAUACAUGCCAAUCGAGCUGGACUUAGGAGAAGAAUGCGUUCUCCAUCGCCGGCGCGUCGUUCUGCCUCACCACGAAGAUCACCCGACAGGCGACAUCGCCCCGAAAGGGCAGACAGACCCGACAGACUCGAUAGACCCGAAAGACCACACGACGAGGACAGUGAAUAUAGACGUCGUCUCCGUGAACAAGAAACAAUGAGGGAGAGAGUUCUUAGAGCGAAGGAGGUUCGUCGCAGGAAGAACGCGGUCGCACUACAGAAACAAUUAGACGAAAGAGAACGUGAACGUCAAGAUAAGGCGAAAGACCUAUCUAAACCCGAAGAAAACAAAGAUAAACAACCAGACAAUCCGACCAGUACUGAAGACACAAAACCUGAUACUACGAGGAAAUCACCAGAGAAGGAGAUCAAAGUGGAGAAAGUGACAAAAGUGGAGAAGAUCGUCAAAGAAGAAAAAGUAGAAAAGAUUAGAGAUAGAUCUCCAGUUAAAGAAGAAAAAGUGGAAGUUAACUCUACUUGUGAGGGUCUAACUCCACCGCGGUCGCAAGCCCUCACUCCGCCGCUGCCUCAACACGACUCCGACGACGAUCUAGAUCUUAUCCUCGGAGAUAUAGACGGCAUCCUCUCCGACGAUGAUACUACCCCACCAGUCAGAUCGGUUCCCCCUGCCACUACUAGUACUACUACGGAUCUUCGUAGCAAGUUGCCCGCUAAGAACAAUCCCAGACCACCCAGACAGAAGAUAGUCUUCCAUGACACUAAAGAAAAAACACCACCCCGACGUGCCGUCGUGACGAGUUCCACUAAAGCUGAAAACUCGGAGAACAAUGAAAAGAAAAAUUCUAAGGCAAAACCCAAAGCCGACUCAAACUCAAAUAAGUCGAGACCGCGUAUUAUAUUCGAUAACAAAGAGAAAGCGGAAAACGAUGGCGACGACAAGAGAACGUUCGCCAACCGCCGCGUUAUCCUACAACGUACCACAACAGCUAAAGACAAAACCGCGAACGUACGCGACGACGCAGAGUCAAUGCGUCCCGUCGCGGGUAUGUUCAGUCGCGCCGUACGCACCGCUAUAAACGACUGCGGGCGACGGUCGCCGGAGAUUGUGACGCAUUCCGCGCACGUGACGCAUUCCACGCACGUGACGCAAGUUACACACGCCACUCGCUCGGCGACAGUGUCGCAGUUGCCGCCGGGAAUGACGCACGCUCGUCUUCGAGCACUCGCCGGUACACAGCUGCAGAGUUUAAGUUUGGAUAAAGAAGAGCGCGUCGCUAAAAUCACGUUCAAUACAUCGGAGGCGGCCGAAUCGUUCAAGAAGAAAUUCAACAACAAAAUGGUGGCCGCCAGUAAACUUGUCGUUAUUUUACAUUGA
Diatraea saccharalis (sugarcane borer) is the source of this 3118-nucleotide messenger RNA. The record is from the annotation of a GenBank genome assembly. NCBI's taxonomy places the organism in Eukaryota, Metazoa, Arthropoda, Insecta, Lepidoptera, Crambidae.